UCGCCUGUUUCUAAACAUGGCGGGUGAGAGGUGAAAUACAAGAGGAGUGGAUUGUUCCAUUCGAUUAGGCUGGGAACCAGGCAACAGUGCCCUGUUACAGCAAAUAGAGAACCGAGAUGAGCGCCAGGAGGAAAAAGAAGGACGAAAAGCCACCGCCCGCCACGGGCCCAGGGAGUAAAAUCAUCUCCCUCCCCGAUCCCGUCAAGAAAUACCUCAAAAAGCUCCCCGAUGGCAAGAAAAUCCAUUUGAAAUUCGGUAAUGGAAAUUGGAAAUCGUUGCCAAUUGAAAUUUACAAUAAUGAAGAACUUAGUCAGCUGGCAGUGAAAUUUACAGCGGAAAAUAAUCGUCUGAAGAGGCUUCCGAAAGGAAUAGCAGCUCUGGAUAAUUUGGAAUCUAUUGACAUUACCAACAACACGCUGUCAACUUUCCCAGGUUCUGUAUCUAGAAUGAAGAAGCUUGAAGUUUUGACAAUUAAGAACAAUGCAAUUAAGAAAUUGCCGCCAGCAAUACACAAAUGUACAGGAUUACAGAAGCUGUAUGCCUCAAAUAACAAGAUUCGUUCUCUUCCAAAAAACAUUGGAAAGUCUUCCAUUGCUUACAUGGACUGUUCGUCAAACUUGAUCCGAUCCAUCAAGAAAGGACUCUACGAAAUGACCGCUGAGGUGGACCUAUCGGACAAUCGAAUCACAGAGAUGCCAACAGCAGCCGUCAAAAAACCCAACAUACAAAAGCUUAAUUUGGCGCAAAAUGGCGUUACUUUGAUUCCCGAGAAUAUCGACAAACUCUCGCGUCUCACGUGGUUAGACCUUUCGCAUAACGCCGUACAGGAACUUCCGGCGCAGAUAGGAGGAGUACGUUACCUCCAUUACCUGAAUCUUUCCCAUAACCACAUCAAAACCUUACCGGAGGAAAUUUGCAAUCUAGGAUACGCACUUGACCACCUGGACCUCUCUCACAAUGAAAUACCGGUGUUACCAGACGGAAUCAAGAGCCUUCGAAAGUUGACUUAUCUUGACGUUUCCAAAAAUGAAGUUGAGUACCUCCCCGAGAGCAUAAGAGAUCUUCCGUGCUUAACCACAAUAGGAGUUUCUGAAAAUCAACUUCGAUCGAUGAAAUUUGCAGUGUAUCUAAAACAGUUAGAACACCUGUAUCUCUCGAAAAAUUCGAUCGAGGUUAUACCAGAUGAGAUUGAUCAAAUGAAGUCGCUUAUGACACUUGAUCUUUCGUGGAACAAAAUUAAAGAGGUACCUGGUAGCAUAGGAAACGUUAAAAGUUUGAAGAGUUUAAACCUGUGCGGAAAUAAGAUCUCUACCAUACCAGAAAGCCUAGGUCAAGGUCAAGUAUUGACAUUUUUAGAUCUAUCCCACAACCGCUUAACAGUGCUACCAACGGACCUUAGAAAAUUACGAAAUCUUGAAACUUUCCAUGUUAGUCAUAACGAAAUUGCGCUCAUGCCGAAAUCCAUCGACUUUUUGUAUCAACUACGGUCUUUGGACGUUUCGCAUAAUGGUCUGAAUGAGUUGAACCUCCCAAAAACUCUGACACAUCUAAACCUGUCAGACAACCCUCUAUCCAUCAACCCAACCGACCUCAGGUCCGCCAUUGUUGUCAUGGGCGACAAAGAUCACCUUAGAAACCUGACGUCACUUUCACUUUGCAAUCUUGGUUUGGAUGAGAUUCCACCAAGCGUUUUCAACCUUAGAUGCCUUAAACACCUCGAUGUUUCAAACAAUUCGUUAAAAACAUUGACAAACAACGUUUGUAAAAUGAGAGGUUUAGCAUCCAUCACUGCAUGCCACAACGAAAUAGCAGCUCUACCUGAUAAAAUAAGUGCGCUUAAAAAAUUAGAGAAACUCCAUGUUUCUCACAAUAGCCUCACUGACUUUGCACCAAGCCUAGGACGCUUGGUGUCCUUGUGCGAUCUUAAUAUGUCAAACAACAAAAUCACACUUUUACCAGACAACUUUGGCGAUCUAAACAAAUUGAUUUCUAUGGAUCUCUCCGAGAACGAGCUCCUAAAUUUCCCAAAAGAUCAAAUUGAUGUUCUGGCUUCUUUAUUGCAGCUUAAUAUUUCCAAGAACCAUAUUGACCAAAUGCCGAUAGAAUUUCCUUAUCUUUAUAGACUCAAAGUACUCAGGGCAGCAAGUAACGACCUCAAGUCGAUCCCAAACGACAUGGAUAGAAUGAAAUCAUUGGAAAUUCUGGAUCUCUCGGAUAACAUUAUCGAAUCCUUACCGGAAAAGAUCUGCAAAAUGCCGGAACUGAAAGAGAUUAAUGUUUCCGAGAACAAAAUCACCAGAGGCUGGCCAAAAGCUUGGGAAAAUCUUCGUCAAAAAAUAAAAGUUGAAAAUGCUGACCAAGAGAGUUUUAAGGAACGACAGCCGCGGGAACGACCGAGCGACAAAGUGGCAGAGACACAGGUCAGUCCAAAGUCAGCAAAACGCGGGAAAAAGAAAGUCUCGCCAAUCGGAACGCCUCCCAUCAAAUCUCGCGAGAAGUCUGCUCCUGUGAAAUAGACUGAUCAGCCCAAUACAAUGGAUUCUUCUGUGGAGAAUGUAUACAUAUUGGUCCUUAUGAGGUGAACAAUUAAAAACAGAAGGGCAUGCAUUUGUAUUCUUUUUAAUUUUAGCAGAAUUUUCUUUAUACACAUGUACAUUUAGAAUUCACAGUAAUCAAAUCUUUACUAAAAUGUCUUUAUCUGCUCAUUAAUAUUAAUUUGUGAUUUAGAUAUUUUUUCUAGUCAUGUUUGUAUUCAAUUUUAUUUUUUUUUCUAAAUACUUCAUAAUUUUUCAGUUCUUUUUCUGUAGGUGCUAUAUACAUGUAUUAUUUUCCAACUACAAAAAACGUAAACCUUUUUUCCCCAUAAUUUUAAAUGUCAGUUAGUGUUUUCAUAAUUUCAUUUUUAAAUCACUUCACAUUUAAUUGGGAUGUUUAAUCAUACAUAGCCUAUGUAAAUCAUCUUGCAGCUGAUUGAUUUUCCCACCCUGGAUAGGCGUAUCAGCACCGUAUCUACCCCGGCUAUAAAUUCCAAUUAAAGGCCCAUCAACCCGCUCUGAUAUAAAAAACAGAACAAUACAUGCAGUUGAUCAAUUCCUUAUUACACUCGACCUCUGGGACAGACGUAUUUAGGUCUGAUUUAAAUAUCCGUAUUUUAUUUUAUCAUCUUUGUUAAAAGGUUCUUGUUAUCUAACAGAGUUUAUCAAAGAGAGAUCACAAUGAUUUAAUGUAUUAAUGCGUCUAAUGAUAUAACAAUGCCUGGUGCUAUUUCCAGAAUGCCUUACUGACACUGUUAAUGAAUUGCUCACAUCAACAGACUUGUUUUGCAAAAAAUUGAUAUAUUUUUAAAUUCUAAUGUAUACUAGUAUUUCGAGCAUUCAUUGUGCAAGUUUGACGUUUAUCUGGUAGCCUGUUUCCCUUGCCUACCCAUAAUGCUCCACAAUUGCGAAGCAUUUCGGAUAGGCCAGGCAAACAGACUAGUUUAUCCCGAUAUUUAAUUAUUUGUGUGGAUAACCCCACCCCACCCCCUUUCCGUGCUACCUUUCAUGUUUACAAUAUAAUUAAAGCUUUAAAGUUGUUGCAUUUUCCCCAUUUCAAGUGCAUUUUUUUUCGUAAUGUGUAGCAUUUUAAUUCUGUUCUUAGCAUUUUUUAGCUAAUUUUGUAAUUACGUGUAUACAUCGUUGACAUUUUAUGAAUAUCUGUGAUAUUAGUAUAGUUGUUAAUAUUGUACAAAGCAUGGCAAUAAAUGACUUCUUAGUUUAA
Saccostrea cuccullata (small rock oyster) is the source of this 3759-nucleotide messenger RNA. RefSeq names its product leucine-rich repeat protein lrrA-like. The record is from RefSeq and is a predicted model, not a curated record. The transcript has 2 exons. The coding region runs from base 117 to 2516 and encodes 799 amino acids. Gene Ontology annotation, molecular function: protein binding. Lineage: Eukaryota; Metazoa; Mollusca; Bivalvia; Ostreida; Ostreidae.